Messenger RNA from Rhea pennata, 1651 nucleotides. RefSeq names its product ribonucleotide reductase regulatory subunit M2 (gene RRM2). Bases 1 to 1176 code for a protein of 391 amino acids. Gene Ontology annotation, molecular function: ribonucleoside-diphosphate reductase activity, thioredoxin disulfide as acceptor. The transcript is spliced from 10 exons. Gene Ontology annotation, cellular component: cytosol. NCBI's taxonomy places the organism in Eukaryota, Metazoa, Chordata, Aves, Rheiformes, Rheidae. The record is from RefSeq and is a predicted model, not a curated record. Gene Ontology annotation, biological process: deoxyribonucleotide biosynthetic process.
AUGCUGUCCUCCCGCGGCCCGCUCUCCGCCCGCCACGACCAGCCCCGCCUGUCGCCGCUGAAGAACCUGGCGCUGAGCGACAAGGAGAACACGCCGCCCGCGCUCAGCAGCACCCGCGUCCUGGCCAGCAAGGCGGCGCGCAAGAUCUUCCCGGAGGCCGAGGCGAAGCGGGUGACCGCUCUGUGCCCGCAGGUGCCGCGGGGCGCCGAGGAGGAGCCGCUGCUGCGCGACAACCCCCGCCGCUUUGUCAUCUUCCCCAUCCAGUACCAUGACAUCUGGCAGAUGUACAAGAAGGCCGAGGCCUCCUUCUGGACCGCCGAGGAGGUGGAUCUCUCAAAGGAUAUCCAGCACUGGGAGUCCCUGAAGCCUGAGGAAAAAUACUUCAUUUCCCAUGUCCUUGCCUUCUUUGCUGCCAGUGAUGGCAUUGUGAAUGAGAACUUGGUGGAGCGGUUCAGUCAAGAAGUACAGAUCACAGAAGCCCGUUGUUUCUAUGGCUUCCAGAUUGCCAUGGAAAACAUACAUUCAGAAAUGUACAGUCUUCUAAUUGACACAUAUAUUAAAGAUUCAAAAGAGAGGGAAUUUCUUUUUAAUGCUAUUGAAACGCUACCAUGUGUUAAAAAGAAGGCUGACUGGGCCAUGCGCUGGAUUGGGGACAAGGAAGCAACAUAUGGAGAACGUGUAGUAGCUUUUGCAGCAGUGGAAGGAAUCUUCUUUUCUGGUUCAUUUGCAUCAAUUUUCUGGCUGAAGAAAAGGGGAUUAAUGCCUGGACUCACUUUUUCUAAUGAACUCAUCAGUAGAGAUGAGGGCUUGCAUUGUGAUUUUGCCUGUCUCAUGUUCAAGCACUUGAUACACAAACCGUCAGAGGAGAGAGUUAAGGAAAUCAUCAUGAAUGCUGUUCUCAUAGAACAGGAAUUCUUGACGGAGGCACUGCCUGUAAAACUGAUUGGCAUGAACUGCACUUUAAUGAAACAAUAUAUAGAAUUUGUAGCAGACCGACUUAUGUUGGAACUAGGAUUUAACAAGAUAUACAAAGCGGAGAAUCCUUUUGACUUCAUGGAAAACAUUUCUUUGGAAGGCAAAACCAACUUCUUUGAGAAGCGAGUAGGUGAAUAUCAGAGAAUGGGAGUCAUGUCAAAGCCCACAGACAACUCUUUCACCCUGGAUGCAGAAUUUUAAAUGGACUGAGACAGCAUGAUUUAGUGUGUCUGCUCCCCUGUUUACAGGGAAACAUUAAGCAUAUUGAGUCAUGGUGUGACUUGAUUCUCGUACUGAAAUCCCACUCUUGCAAAGUGUGGUGAUAUUGGUACUUUUCAGGAGGCUAGUGUAGCUGCAGCAGUUUUAACUAGACUUUGUCAAUGGUAUUAAUUCAUAGAGUGCUUAGGUGUAUCUUACAAAAAGCAGCUACUCCAUAAGCUAUUCCAUUUUGUGAAGUAUAUGGGCACCUUCCUUCUACAAGAUGGGAGGUUAUGGGCAGUUACCAAUAGCUUCUGCAGUUCUCCCCAUAAAGAAAGGAGUUAUUGAGAAAUUCUAGUGUUAGAUUUUUUUUUUUUUGAAUGCUCUGCAGAAAACUCUGGAGGAAACUACAUGACCUCACUGCUUUCUUAGCAGGUUUUAAGUUUACUACUUACUAUUUUAAAAGUUUGUACAUAAA